This is a messenger RNA of Astrephomene gubernaculifera, 2733 nucleotides long. The record is from the annotation of a GenBank genome assembly. Lineage: Eukaryota; Viridiplantae; Chlorophyta; Chlorophyceae; Chlamydomonadales; Astrephomenaceae.
GUUUUCCAUCCUGCUAGAUACCGUUCUACGCCUUGCCUCUCUUUUUAUGUUUGAGUACUUUUGCCAAUAGACGACCUCUUUUCUUAUCUUCGCAAUACGGGAGACGCUAUCAAUCAAAGUAGACACUACUUAUAAUGUUUGUCAUACGGCACUCAUAAUAUGACGCUAUGCCGCUGUUGUGCCCACGGGCCUUAGAGCCGAAUGCCGAAAUCCAUUGCACCCAGCGCAACCCAUAGCGCAUAUACAGCUCGCUCAUCAAGUGCGGUUAAAAGCUCGCAUGUACGCGCGUCACAAGCUGGACCUCCCGCUGCCAAUCGUACCCGGACAUCCGGCGACAUCAGCCGCUAUGCCCCACCCAACAUCAAACUUGUGGGCCCCCACGCGGACGAGCUCGAAACGCUCAUCCAGCACUACGACUCGCUCAUCGAGGCACGGGACAGCCAGAUUGUGCUGCUCACAAGUCAACUGGAGUCUGAGCAACGAAGAGCUGCCAUGCUAGAGUCCGAGCUGGGUCUGUCCCUGGCCGCCAGCAGCCGAGCUGAGGCGGCACACGGCACGGAGCUGGCCAAGGUUGAGGGCGAUGUGGCCCGGGUGUUGGCUGAGCGGCGGGGGCUGCUGGAGAAGCUGCAGGGCAUCGAGGUGGUGGAGGACGCGGUGCGGGAGAUGGUGGUGCAAAUGAAGUUCCGAGUGGGCGACGACGAGCGCCCCUCCCCCGAGCAGCUGCAGUCGGAGAAGGAGGCGCUGCGCGGGGAGAACAUCCUCACGGUGCUGGGCAGCCUGAAGGCCAUUCUCAAGACACUGUGGACAUUCAAGGUGGAGGCUGAGGAGGACCUGCGCUGCUCGCGUCAGGGCCGGCAGCAGCAGCAGCAGCAGCUGGUGCUGUCGCUCAAGGCGCGCGUGCGGGAGAUGGAGGCGGCGGUGAGGGAGGCGCAGCGGGAGGCGGCGGCGGCACGGGAGAUGGCCGCCCAGGAGACCGCUGCUCGCGAGGCGCUGCUGGCCGAGAGUCGCGAGGUGCUGUCGGCACUAGAGGGGCAGCAGCGGGAGGUGCUGGCGGCGCUGCGGGGGGCGGCGGAGGAGGCGGCGGGCGCGAGGCGGGCGCUGGCGGCUGCGCAGGAGGAGGGGCGGCGGCGGGACGGGCUGGUACUGCGGAACCAGCAGCUGGAGUCGGCGCGGCACUUUGACAGGGUGGCGCAGGAUCGCGAGCUGCGGCUGAUGCAGACCGCCCACAGCCGCCAGAUCGCCAGCCUUCAGGGGGAGCUGACGCGCAUCGCGGACCUCAUGCUGCAGAACCAGGGUCUGAAGGAGCGGCUGCGGGGCGCGCUGGCCUCCCGCGAGCAGCUGGCGGAGCGCAUGCGGGCGGCGGCGGCAGCGGCGGAGCUGGCACUGAGGCAGCAGCGCGCCCAACACCGCCCCCACAGCAGCCACGGCGGCUCCUCCUACUCCGCCUCCCCCUCCUCCCCCUACCACCACCACCACCACCCGCCCUACCCGCCCUCCACCUACUCCGCCUCCUCACCCUACUCCCAGCUUCCCCCCGCGCCCACCUCCCUCCAACCCACCACCACCACCACCACCACGUCCUCCUCCGACCCUGCCACCGCUGCUCACCCCGGCAGCAACAACCCGCUCCUCCGCCCCGCCACCGCUCCCCCCUACCCCACCGGCACUGCCUUCGUCAACCCCUUCACAGCUGCUGCUGCGGGGACCUCUGCCGGUGGCGGGGGCGGUAAUGGCGGCUAUCCCCCUCCUGCUCUCAUACUAGGUGGGGGAGGUGGCAGCGGCGGCGGCGGCGGCGGCGGCGGAUCCCCGGGCUCCCCUCUCGGCACCGCCAUCUCGGUUGCCACCCCAGCCGGCCCCACCAGCGCUGCUGCUGCUGCUGCUGGCGUCGGCAGCACGACAGGAGGCAGUGGGGGAGGUGGCAGCGGGGGUGGGGGCGGAAGCGGGGGCGGAGGGACCCAGCCCCAGCCUGCCGCCGCUGCCGCUGCCUCCUCCGCACUCCCCCAGCCGCCCUCCCAGCCCUCCCAGCCCGCCUACCGCGGCACCGCUGCUUCCAUGGCUGCUCGGCUGAUGGCGGGUCGGCGCGCGCGAACGCAGCUGCAGGCGCGGGCGGCGGCGGAGGUGCAGGAGAGCCAGGACCCGGUAUACCAGACGCUGGCCAACGUGAACAAGAUGCACCGCGGCGUGCGGUCGUACAUCCGGGAGGUGAAGCAGGGGCUGGCGGAGGCGGCACCCAGCUGGGCUAAACCGCGAGGGCAGCAGCAGCAGGGGGGCGGGCAGCAGCAGCAGGGGCAGCGGUAGUAGCGGGGGCAGCGGUAGUAGCAGGGGCAGCGGUAGCGGGGUAGUAGCAAUGGCAGCGGUAGAGGGGCAGUGCUAGCGGAGAGGCCCAAGUAGGUAGUAGUACGGUGGUGGCGGAGGAGGUGCAGGGAGUACAUUGACCGCACACACAGAAAUGAAUGAUUGGGAGCGACCGUAUAGCAUUAUAGCUCCGUGGCUUUUGGAAAGCGGUCUUGCUUGCUAAGUGUCCGCUUCCUUCUACCUUCUUUACCGGUACCUUGCAUCUUUCCUCGUCGUGGAUUGCAUGAUGCAUUUGCCGUAUGUACAUCGGCAACGUUCUUCGGACGCCUUGUGAUCUUCUAACGAGUCGUGUUACAAUGAAUGUUUCUCUUUCUCCAAGACGGCAUGUCAUGGAUGCAACGCCAAGUGUGCAUGCAAACCUGUAAGCAAUACGGUGAC